AUGGCCGGUAAAACACCCGUACCUAGACUUCCUCCUUUGCCCAGGUUGAAAGUGAAGAAACCGAUUAUUCAACAAGAAACUAACAAAUGCUUGGUGCUCAUGUCGAAUUUACUGCAGUGCUGGUCGUCCAACGGCCACAUGAGCCCCGUGUGUGAGAACCUCGUGAAAGACUUGAAAUUGUGCUCGUCUGAAAAUGCCACGGGAAAAAACGCUGGUGUUCAAAAAAGCAGCAUCAAUUACCAUGCAGCAAGACUUUACGAUCGGGUUUCUGGUAAACCUCACGAUUGA
Lachancea lanzarotensis is the source of this 288-nucleotide messenger RNA. RefSeq names its product LALA0S02e09626g1_1 (gene MRP10). Gene Ontology annotation, biological process: mitochondrial translation. Gene Ontology annotation, molecular function: structural constituent of ribosome. Lineage: Eukaryota; Fungi; Ascomycota; Saccharomycetes; Saccharomycetales; Saccharomycetaceae. The record is from RefSeq and is a predicted model, not a curated record. The coding region runs from base 1 to 288 and encodes 95 amino acids. The transcript has a single exon. Gene Ontology annotation, cellular component: mitochondrial small ribosomal subunit.